CCGAGCGGCGGCGGAGCUGUCCGGAACAUCCGGCUGUGUGUGUGUGUGUGUGUGUGUGUGUGUGUGUGUGUGUGUGUGUGUGUGUGUGUGUGUGUGUGUGUGUGUUUGUAGCUCCUCAACAUAAACAGCCAUGGCGGAGGCAGCAGCAGCGGCGUCCUCGGCGGCUUCGGGAGUCACAGGAGGAGGCUGGACCAAACACGUAACCUGCAGAUAUUUCAUGCACGGACUCUGCAAAGAGGGCGACAACUGUCGAUACUCCCACGACCUGGCCAGCAGCCAGCCCGCAGCCAUGACCUGCAAGUUCUUUCAGAAUGGAAACUGCGUGUUCGGGGACCGUUGCAGGUUUGAGCACUGUAAACCGGCAAAAAACGAGGAGCUGCCAACCCCGCAGAUGCUGCCGCUGCCCUCCGUACCGCUGGCUGGCCCGUCGGACCCAGAACCCAGUGGGCCAACACCUGGUCCAGGGGCACAGGACUGGGUCAACGCUGCUGAGUUUGUUCCAGGACAGCCGUACUGCGGACGGGCUGAGCAGGCGAAGGUGGAGAGCUCCGCCCCCCUCAUCAAGGAGGUUGACAGCGACGCGGCACCGGAUGACAAGCGGCUGAGGAAGCAGCUCUGUCCGUAUGCCGCUGUCGGCGAGUGCCGCUACGGAAUCAACUGUGCCUAUCUCCACGGCGACGUGUGUGAUAUGUGCGGCCGCCAGGUGCUCCACCCUACUGACAGCGGCCAGCGCUCCGAGCACACCAAGGCGUGCAUCGAGGCCCACGAGAAAGACAUGGAGAUCUCGUUCGCCAUCCAGCGCAGCAAGGACAUGAUGUGCGGCGUGUGCAUGGAGGUUGUGUUCGAGAAGGUCAACCCGAGCGAGCGCCGCUUCGGCAUCCUCUCCAACUGCUGCCACUGCUACUGUCUAAAGUGCAUUCGCAAGUGGAGGAGUGCCAAGCAGUUUGAGAGCAAAAUCAUCAAGUCUUGCCCAGAGUGUCGAAUCACGUCCAACUUUGUUAUCCCAAGCGAAUACUGGGUGGAAGAUAAGGAAGACAAGCAGAAACUCAUCCAGAAAUACAAGGAUGGCAUGGGGACCAAACCGUGUCGAUAUUUCGACGAGGGCCACGGGACAUGCCCCUUUGGCUCAAAUUGCUUCUACAAGCACGCCUAUCCUGAUGGGCGGCUGGAGGAAGCGCAACCCCAGCGAAGAAAGACGGUAUCCAACAGCAGAAACCGGACCUCAAGACGAACGCCGCUGUGGGACAUCUUCGACGAGAGGGAGAGCACCGACUCCUUCGACAACGACGACGAGGAGAUGGUGACGUUCGAGCUGAGCGAGAUGCUCCUCAUGCUGCUUGCCGCAGGAACCGACGACGAGGUGACAGACUCAGAGGACGAAUGGGACUUGUUCCACGAGGAAGAGCUGGAUGAUUUCUAUGAAAUUUACCUAUAGCAGCCCCCCACCCACUAACCUCCCCAGCCCCCAUGUACUGUAUACUAGACACUAGAAUGGACUGUCUUGUGCGAGUGAUGGACCGUAGCUUUUUUUCCCCCCACCCUCUGUAUUGUGGCAGUGCCUUUAAGCAGGCCAUUAAUAAAUGAACUUGAUAAAAGACAAAAGGAAAAAAAAAAAUCCAACACAUCGGUGCGCUCGUGCUAAACAUUUUCUAGACUUCUAUCCUCGUGAGUCUAUCUUGUGCAGUUCAUGUUGAGGAGAAAUAAUAAAAUUACAAAAUGAAGUUGAUAUAAGAUUAAACAGAGGUUAUAACUCUUCUGAUAUUGUUAAUAAACAGUUGUUCAGUUCAUUUGUGGGUGUGGGUUUGACUUGUUAAUGAUCUAGCCAGGAUGUUUGUACAUAAUACUGAGACUCUGAGGAUGCACUCAAACUUACCCGGCACCAUUUACUGUAACAGUGAUGGGCAUGUUGUAAGAUUUUACAUACGGUUUCUGAAGGCCGACAUGUUUUUUUUCCUCUUUUUUUUCAUUAUCAAAGUUGCUGAUAGCCAGUAUAUUGUGCUGAUGUUUAAUAAAUGUACCAUAAUCCCUUUCAUGUUGUACUGGAAAGUAUUUACAGUAUCCCCCCCUAUAGCUCUAUAUACUUUCUUUUUCUAGCAUAGAUAUUUCAUGAGACAUUUAUAUCAUAAUCACACCACACAAUCUGCCCAUCUCUAUGGCUUUGUGUCGUACUGGAGGGGGAAUACAAGCCCUUGUUACUCGGACAGUUCAGACACUUGAGCGGCUCAUUACAUUAGUUUCUGGAGGAAUGUUGAAGAUGCGAUUUUGGUUGUCAAAGUCGGCAAGCGAAUGGCAGGAUUUCACUACACACUAAAUGAACAAAUAUUGGUCAAAAAGAUAUUGAGCUUAUGAAUUUGUCUUGACAUUUUUUGAAGUUUUUUGUAGCCUGUCAUUGAUAUAAUUUAAUAACAUGUUUUUACACAACUUCAGCUUUUUCGCCUACACACCACUGGAGAACAAAGGCUGAUCUGUGAAUUAAAAUUUCUCACGCCCGCUAAUUUGAGCCCUGCUGCUCAGUGCUGCCACUUGUGACCAGAAGCUGAAUUGCAGCAAUACUACUGAACUAAAUACACUGUAUCUUCCACAGUUAACGGACUUUAGGAGAUGCUUGGUGACUGAAGUGUCCGGGUUACAGAGAUCUCGGUCUUCAAUGUGGCUACGAGUUACACGAACGCCACCUUCCUUCUUGUCCGCACGCCUCUGUAAAGCCGUUUAAAAUGUCUGGGAAACAUGUACUGCCUGUGGAUAGAGUGUUUUUUAUGUGCAACUAAGGUCAAAUGUUAUGUUAACAUUAGGUUAUCCAGGUCUGUUUUUAUCGUUCUGUGAUUCCUACCUGUAGCUUUGCAUUAAAGUCUGAUUGGGGCCCCCCUUAUACAUCGGCAAACUAUCAGUCAAAUGGACAAAAAAAAGAAAAGAUGUAGCACGUCGUUUGAAAAUGUUUUACCUUCUCCGGAUUCUGAAUUUACAGAAUCUGCAGGACGUCUGUGGUACCAAAAGUCUAAAGGUUCAACUCUUCAGUAUAGAAAUUCCAAAUUCUUGCAGUGCAGAGAAUCGAGGAGCUGAGGGACUUUAAAAGUGUAGAUUCACCGACCUGUUGGCUUCGCUGAGUCCUGCAUUUUUAGGCUUCGCUGCUCAUCUCCUGACUCCUGGUCUUAGCCCGUUGAACUCCACUGGAAUUCAUAUGUUUAUACUGAAAUGUGUGUUUUCUAUGUUCCACAGCCAUCCAUCCUAACUUGAAAUUAAAGUUUAUUAUCAAUCUCU
Scophthalmus maximus (turbot) is the source of this 3258-nucleotide messenger RNA. It is a transcript of the gene mkrn1, whose product is annotated as makorin, ring finger protein, 1. The record is from RefSeq and is a predicted model, not a curated record. NCBI's taxonomy places the organism in Eukaryota, Metazoa, Chordata, Actinopteri, Pleuronectiformes, Scophthalmidae. The transcript has 8 exons. Gene Ontology annotation, molecular function: ubiquitin protein ligase activity; metal ion binding. The coding region runs from base 131 to 1435 and encodes 434 amino acids. Gene Ontology annotation, biological process: protein polyubiquitination.